AUGAUCAGUGAAUCUGUGGAUAAUUGUCCAAGCAACUGUUAUGGGAAUGGGGAUUGUGUUUCUGGGACUUGUCAUUGUUUCCUCGGUUUCCUGGGUCCAGACUGUGGCAGAGCCUCCUGCCCUGUGCUUUGCAGCGGAAAUGGACAGUACAUGAAAGGGAGGUGUCUGUGCCACAGUGGCUGGAAAGGCGCCGAGUGCGAUGUGCCCACUAACCAGUGCAUUGAUGUGGCCUGCAGCAACCGAGGCACCUGCAUCAUGGGGACCUGCAUUUGCAAUCCAGGCUACAAGGGAGAGAGCUGCGAAGAAGAGAUCUGUGCAUCGGACUGUGGAGGCCACGGAGUCUGCGUGGGAGGCACCUGCCGCUGUGAGGAUGGCUGGAUGGGGUCCGCCUGCGAUCAGAGGGCCUGCCACCCUCGCUGUAAUGAGCACGGGACCUGCCGGGAUGGCAAAUGUGAAUGCAGCCCCGGCUGGAACGGAGAGCAUUGCACUAUUGAAGGCUGUCCUGGUUUGUGCAACGGGAAUGGCAGAUGUACCCUGGACCUGAACGGAUGGCACUGCGUGUGUCAGCUAGGCUGGAGAGGAGCCGGCUGUGACACCUCCAUGGAGACCGCGUGUGGCGAUGGCAAAGACAACGAUGGAGAAGGUAUCUUAGAUUUGUUCCUACAUGCCUGUGUCAUUCGAGGCCAAGUGAUGACGUCUGAUGGGACUCCGCUGGUUGGUGUGAACAUCAGUUUUGUCAACAACCCUCUCUUUGGAUAUACCAUCAGCAGACAAGAUGGCAGCUUUGACCUGGUCACAAAUGGAGGGAUCUCCAUCAUCCUGAGGUUUGAGCGAGCGCCAUUCAUCACUCAAGAGCACACCCUCUGGCUCCCAUGGGACCGCUUCUUUGUCAUGGAAACCAUCGUCAUGAGGCAUGAGGAGAAUGAGAUCCCGAGCUGUGACCUGAGCAACUUUGCCCGCCCCAACCCCAUCGUCUCUCCUUCCCCUCUGACAGCCUUUGCGAGCUCCUGCGCAGAGAAAGGCCCCAUCGUUCCUGAAAUCCAGGCUUUGCAGGAAGAGAUCAGCAUCUCCGGCAGUAGCAUGAAGCUGAGCUACCUGAGCAGCCGGACGCCUGGUUACAAGUCCGUCCUGAAGAUCAGCCUCACCCACCCCACCAUCCCUUUCAAUCUCAUGAAGGUCCACCUCAUGGUCGCUGUGGAAGGGCGCCUCUUCAGGAAGUGGUUCGCCGCCGCCCCAGACCUCUCCUACUAUUUCAUCUGGGACAAGACUGAUGUCUACAACCAGAAGGUGUUUGGCCUCUCAGAAGCCUUUGUUUCUGUCGGGUAUGAAUAUGAAUCCUGCCUGGAUUUGAUCUUAUGGGAGAAGAGGACCGCAGUCCUCCAGGGCUAUGAAAUCGAUGCUUCCAAACUGGGAGGAUGGACCUUGGACAAGCAUCACGCCCUCAACAUCCAGAGCGGUAUACUGCAUAAAGGAAAUGGAGAAAAUCAGUUUGUAUCCCAGCAGCCACCUGUCAUUGGAAGCAUCAUGGGGAAUGGACGGCGGCGAAGCAUUUCCUGUCCUAGCUGUAAUGGCCUUGCCGAUGGCAACAAGCUCCUGGCUCCAGUGGCCCUCGUGUGUGGCUCAGAUGGGAGCCUCUACGUUGGUGACUUCAACUACAUUCGGAGGAUCUUUCCCUCUGGCAAUGUCACCAACAUCCUGGAGUUAAGAAAUAAAGAUUUCAGACAUAGCCAUAGUCCAGCUCAUAAGUACUACCUGGCGACAGACCCCAUCACUGGAUCCGUCUUCCUCUCUGACACCAACAGUCGUCGAGUCUUUAAAAUCAAGUCAACCACAAUCGUGAAGGACGUCGUCAAGAAUUCCGAGGUGGUGGCCGGGACAGGAGAUCAGUGCCUUCCUUUUGAUGACACUCGCUGCGGUGAUGGCGGGAAGGCCACAGAGGCCACGCUCACCAAUCCCAGGGGUAUAACAGUAGACAAAUUUGGGCUGAUCUACUUUGUGGAUGGCACCAUGAUCAGGCGCAUUGAUCAGAAUGGGAUUAUCUCCACUCUCCUGGGAUCCAAUGACCUGACCUCCACCCGGCCUCUCAGCUGUGACUCUAUCAUGGAUAUAUCUCAGGUUCGCCUGGAGUGGCCCACCGACUUGGCGAUCAACCCCAUGGAUAACUCCCUCUACGUUCUGGACAACAACGUGGUCCUGCAGAUCUCUGAGAACCAUCAAGUGCGCAUCGUGGCCGGGAGGCCCAUGCACUGCCAGGUGCCCGGCAUCGACCACUUCCUCCUGAGCAAGGUGGCGGUCCACGCCACCCUGGAGUCCGCCACGGCCCUGGCCGUCUCCCACAACGGGGUCCUCUACAUCGCCGAGACCGACGAAAAGAAGAUCAACCGAAUCCGUCAGGUCACCACCAACGGGGAGAUUUCUCUGGUCGCCGGUGCCCCCAGCGGCUGCGACUGCAAGAAUGAUGCCAACUGUGACUGCUUCUCCGGGGACGACGGCUACGCCAAGGAUGCCAAACUGAACUCGCCGUCUUCCCUGGCCGUGUGUGCCGACGGGGAGCUCUACGUGGCCGAUCUGGGGAACAUCAGGAUCCGCUUUAUCCGGAAAAACAAGCCGUUCCUGAACACCCAGAACCUGUACGAGCUGUCCUCCCCCAUUGACCAGGAGCUCUACCUGUUUGACACGAGCGGGAGACACCUGUACACCCAGAGCCUCCCCACGGGGGAUUACCUGUACAACUUCACUUACACGGGCGACGGCGACAUCACCCUCAUCACGGACAACAAUGGCAACGUGCUGAAUGUGCGCAGGGACUCCACUGGAAUGCCCCUGUGGCUCGUGGUCCCAGACGGCCAGGUGUACUGGGUGACGAUGGGUACCAACAGCGCCCUCAAAAGCGUGACGACCCAAGGGCACGAGCUGGCGCUGAUGACUUACCAUGGCAACUCCGGGCUCCUCGCCACCAAGAGCGAUGAAAACGGAUGGACCACGUUUUAUGAGUACGACAGCUUUGGCCGCCUGACGAACGUGACAUUCCCCACUGGCCAGGUCAGCAGCUUCCGAAGCGACACAGACAGCUCAGUGCACGUCCAGGUGGAGACAUCUAGCAAGGAUGAUGUGACGAUAACCACCAACCUGUCAGCUUCUGGUGCCUUCUACACACUGCUGCAGGACCAAGUACGGAACAGCUACUACCUGGGUGCUGACGGCUCCCUGAGGUUGAUGCUGGCCAACGGCAUGGAGGUGGCCUUACAGACCGAGCCCCACCUUCUGGCCGGCACCGUCAACCCCACAGUGGGCAAGAGGAACGUGACGCUGCCCAUCGACAACGGCCUCAACCUGGUGGAGUGGAGGCAGCGCAAGGAGCAGGCCAGGGGCCAGGUCACCGUCUUUGGGCGCCGGCUACGGCUGCACAAUGUGAUUCCUGGAUAUCCCAAGCCAGACACAGAUGCUAUGGAACCAUCCUAUGAACUUAUCCAAACACAGAUGAAAACCCAGGAGUGGGACAAUAGCAAGUCCAUCCUUGGAGUACAGUGUGAGGUGCAGAGACAGCUAAAAUCCUUCGUCACCCUUGAACGAUUCGAGCAGAUCUAUGGUUCCAAUGUUGUUGGCUGCCAACAAGCCCAGGAAACCAAGAAAUUUGCCUCCAGUGGGUCUAUCUUUGGCAAGGGAGUAAAAUUUGCUAUGAAAGAUGGUCGGGUGGCCACUGACAUCAUCAGCACAGCCAAUGAGGAUGGUCGGAGGAUUGCUGCCAUCUUGAACAAUGCCCACUACCUGGAGAACUUGCAUUUCACAAUUGAGGGGGUGGACACACACUACUUUGUGAAACCGGGGCCCUCUGAGAGUGACCUGGCUAUCUUGGGCCUCAAUGGGGGGCGACGAACCCUGGAGAAUGGGGUGAAUGUCACAGUUUCCCAGAUCAACACAAUGCUCAAUGGAAGGACUAGACGCUAUACAGAUAUCCAGCUCCAGCACGGGGCGCUGUGUUUGAACACCCGCUACGGGACCACCCUGGAUGAGGAGAAGGCGCGAGUGCUGGAGCUAGCUCGACAGAGGGCUGUGGGCCAGGCCUGGGUCCAAGAACAGCAGAGACUACGGGAAGGGGAGGAGGGCAUCCGCUCCUGGACAGAGGGGGAGAAGCAGCAGGUGCUAAGCACUGGGCGGGUGCAAGGCUAUGACGGAUACUUUGUCAUCUCGGUGGAACAGUACCCAGAACUGGCCGACAGUGCCAGCAACAUUCACUUCAUGAGACAGAGUGAGAUGGGCAGAAGGUGACAGAGAGGGUCUGAGCGUUAACUUCUUGCCAAAGACAGCUACUCUCUUGUGGCCACUUACCUGACUGUGUUGUACUCGGGAAAAAUGAAAAAAACAAAAAAACAGACAAAAAAAAACAGACAAAAACAAAAAAAAAAAAGAAAAAAAGAAAAAAAUUUUUUUCUUAAUGAGCGCAGAAAAGGAAAAAAAGAGAUUGGUUGCACAGUAACUCAUGCAACAUCCUUUCUUUUUUAAUUUGGCCUUCACACGUUUUUUGCAAAGAACAGAAGGUAUUAUUUUUUCCCGUAGUGUGAUCAAAGUGAUUCCUGUCUCUUGUUCCUUUUUUUAAUGUUGUGUUUUGGGGUCGUGUUAACUUUUCUUUCUUUCUUUCUUUUUUUGUCUUUCUCCAUUGGGAGGCAUUUCCAGAUGAGUGGGUUAGUGUCUUUUCCUUAGUACUUGGUCAGUCGGAAGUGAGCCCAGAGUGUGUGUGCUUCCUGGUCCCCUCCCAGACCCAGGCUUCUGAAGACAAGAGGAGAAGGUGGGAUGGGGAGAGAGCUAGAAGAAAACCACACCCCAGUGCACUUACUUAAAGUUCCCAGGGGCCAAGGCUGGGUCCACUGGGUGGGGGGAGCAGGGAAGGGGUCCUACUGAAUCUCUGAAUCCUUGGUAGGGCCCUAGUGCCUCCAUGUGCCCUCUGCCCAGUAUUUUGUGCCUCUGGAGACUUAAAAACCAGCAUGUCCCUUUGCUGGAGGCCAAGGCGACAUUCAUCACCCUUCCCCAAGCUAAAGACCCAACUUUAAAUCUUGAAACCAGAUCUGUAAGACCACCCCUUUCCCCCUCCCCUAACCUACCCCUCCUUUGCAAAUCUUGUUAAGCCUUUCUGCUAAGAAAGGCUUUCCCUCUUGCUCCCCAGGCAAGGACAGAGCAGUAGCCAUCAGAAGGCCUGAAGGCUCUGCUGCUGACUUUGGCAGGUCCAUCGCCCUCUCUAGGCCCUGGAUUCCUCCUCCAUAAAAUGGAGAUUAGACGGCAUCAUCUCUAAAUCUCCUUCCAGCACUAACAUCCUGUGAGUCUGUAAGAAUUCAGUGCUCCAGACUGAGCCUUCCAGGGGGUUAGAUACUGCAGAAAACGAACACCUUAUGAAAGGAACCGCUUUCCUUAUUUUUUGAGGCCGUAGCCUGGUUGAAUCCCCCUUCUCGUUCCCCCAUUCCCCAUAGCCAGAGCUGAGACUAGUUUUAGGUAGCUAGAGGAGCCUAGGGAGGCCCAAGAGAGGGAGGGCUGUGUCCCACUAAGGGAAGCCUCCGGCCACAAGCAGAGGACCUUGUACACAGAAGGAGCUUAAUAAAUGUUGAUAGUAGUGAAAUAAUAGAGGUGGAGUUCAGAAUCAGCCUUCCUUCUCCGUGCCCCCUGGAUAUAUCCUAGGGAGGGCUGGGAGGAGGGUACAGGGAAUAAGAUGUGAGGAAAGGGUAUAGCCACAAAGGGAUUGUCAUGACACCCAGGUGCUAUUUCACAAGCAGAAAGGAAGGUAGAGUGGGAUGCAGAGAGAAAGGCGUUCUGCAGUGGAAUGCAGGGAGGAAAAAUGUUUGGGGAGGGGGAGGGGGAUGUCUUAAUAAGCUGAUCAAGGGAGAGUCCUGAGCCAGACACGACAUCGGCUAUCCCCAAAAGUUCACGAGCCCCUCAGAACGGAAGUCUGGCAUAUGGCGAGCUUGCUAGGUGGCUAAAGAUGAGUGUUGAAGAACGGGUCAUGAAAUAACUAAUGCUGGGUAGAGCGUUCCUGGAAAUAACUCUGGCUGGACAGGAGCCCUGGAGGCCAUUUGCAUAGUGGAAGGGACCUUGGAUUUGGGGUCAGAGGACUUGGGUUCAAAUCCUGUCUCACCUGUGAGACAUGGAGCAAAUUGUUUCACGACUUUGAGCCUCAGUUUCCUCCUUUGUAAAAGGAUUGGCUGAAGUAGUGCUCAGUGCAACCUAAGAUCUCUUUCAGCUCUAAAUCUGAUAGUCAGAAAGAAAGAAAGAAAGAAAGAAAGAAAGAAAGAAAGAAAGAAAGACCACCUGCUGACAACCUCACCUAACACGUCAACAUGUUUUGUAUUGAUGGGCCCGGGAGCCACUUAGAGGGGAAUCUCCCGUCCGCCAUGAAUCUGCCCUCACUGUCAGGGCUGCCCAGCAGGAAGAGGCAUGAGUUUCCCCACGGACUCCUUUUCACCCAAGACAUGUCCUCUGGGUGGGCCAUUUGGGGAUGGUCAGAGAGUAGGGCCAGCCUUAAUCUGGGACCCUGGGGCAGCCCCAAGCUGGUGGGUAUGUGGGGAGUGGCUGGGCUGCCAAGAGCCGAGCUUCCCCUACUCUGUGUGUGUGUGUGUGCGUGUGUGUGUACGUGUGUUUGCGGCACGCUCAUAUUAAGCGUUUGCUGUCAGCAAAGAGUUCCUUUCCUCGUUCACACUCUUCAUCGACAUGGCCAUCCAUGUGUGAGGGGGGCAGGAACAGACGCUGCCACCUUCUUUGGGGGGCUGGUUUAUUGAAAAAUGGGCCUUUUGUGGGAGCAAAUGGGUUUCAUUUACAUUAAGUGUGGAAAAUGGAUUUCAAGUCUGAGCUAUUCCCGGUGGAAACCUUGUUGGACUGAUAAGCUCUCAGUACCUUUAUAGCCUUACUCACGGAGUCUUCAGAUUAUUACACAAGCUAAUGAAAGCAGGCCGGUCUCUCCAUUUCCAACAGCCUGUGCACCUUGUAGUCUGUGCUGGGCCAAGAACUAGGGGAUGGUUCAAACCUGCCUGAUGGAAAAGGAAUUUAUUUGCCUUAGAUUUUCAGGUGGGAGGGGCAGA
This is a messenger RNA of Gracilinanus agilis (Agile Gracile Mouse Opossum), 7061 nucleotides long. It is a transcript of the gene TENM4, whose product is annotated as teneurin transmembrane protein 4. Lineage: Eukaryota; Metazoa; Chordata; Mammalia; Didelphimorphia; Didelphidae. The record is from RefSeq and is a predicted model, not a curated record. Bases 1 to 4269 code for a protein of 1422 amino acids. Gene Ontology annotation, biological process: neuron development; heterophilic cell-cell adhesion. Gene Ontology annotation, cellular component: neuron projection. The transcript has 20 exons. Gene Ontology annotation, molecular function: protein heterodimerization activity; cell adhesion molecule binding; protein homodimerization activity.